This is a messenger RNA of Biomphalaria glabrata, 1332 nucleotides long. Its product is annotated as aquaporin-5-like. Gene Ontology annotation, biological process: transmembrane transport. The transcript is spliced from 6 exons. NCBI's taxonomy places the organism in Eukaryota, Metazoa, Mollusca, Gastropoda, Planorbidae. Gene Ontology annotation, cellular component: plasma membrane. The record is from RefSeq and is a predicted model, not a curated record. Gene Ontology annotation, molecular function: water channel activity. The coding region runs from base 304 to 1191 and encodes 295 amino acids.
CGUAGCUUCCACCAUCUGGGUCGCGCGCGUUUUAGAUCGAGCAUACUUUACCCCAUCCUUCCACAGAGCUAGUGAUUCCCUCCCCAGGGGUAGCAGAGGAACCGUUGAGCCAUUUUUUUUCUUCAAAACUAACCAAUGAGCUUCCAGUGUCCGGAGAGAAGCCGCUAGAAAGUCGCUGCUACUUAGUCAAGCGUAAGAAUAUAGUACUUAUUUCCGUGAGUGUGUUUGCGCUUUGCCCCCCGUGAGUGAAAAAAGUGCAACAAAAAAAAAAGUUUGAAUAGUCAGUAGCGACUUCCAUAUGCCAUGCUUAGGAUCAUGAAGGAAAACGUAGAAGAUCUCCGCUCUGCUAACUUGUGGCUAGCCUUGCCAUCUGAGUUCAUUGGAACAUUAGUGAUCACACUUUUGGGAUGUGGCACAUGGGUCAAUGGAACAUCAGACCAUGUCCGGGUUGCGCUGACCUUCGGCCUCGCUGUUGCCACAGUGGUGUGGAUCUUUAACCACAUCUCAGGCGCUCACUUCAAUCCAGCAAUCACAGUUGCUGCCUUGUUCACGCGGCGGGUGAGCAUCGUAAGAGGUGUAUUGUACAUACUUGCUCAAGUGAUAGGAGGAGUGGUUGGUGCGGGUUUGUUGUACGGUCUUGGUCCAGCUCGAUCCCAAUUCGGGUCCAACGCUUUACAGACUGGGAUCAGUUCAGCCCAAGGUUUUGGUGUUGAGGUCUUGGUGACAUUCGUGUAUGUUCUGGCCUUCUUCUCAUCUCUGGAUGACAAAAGAAGUGACCUAAGAGGAUCUUUCCCACUGACCAUCGGACUUGCUGUUGUCGUAGGCCACUUAUUUGCAAUUCCAUACACCAGGGCUGGUCUGAACCCUGCACGUAGUUUCGGCCCCGCCCUGAUCGCCAAUUACUGGGAAACACAUUGGAUAUUUUGGGUAGGACCCAUAACAGGAGCUCUGCUUGCUGGUCUGUCUUACGACUACAUCUUCUCAGCUGGUGCCACUUUUGCUGGAGCCAAGAAAUGCCUUCUCCGAACCAAAAAACCAAAGAAGCAAGCACCUGAACCAGAAAAGGCGCCACUUGAAGAGGUCAAGACAGACGUCGUGGAAAUCGACGAGACCAAGUUGGAUGGAGAAAAGGAGGUCGCGAUUGAGGUGGACAUAGAAAAGACCAAAUCGUCUACAGAAGAACUCAGUUAAACAUGGCGCGCAGAUUUCGCGGAGGAGAUCUUUUAUAAAUACUUUAAAAAAACAUAAAAAGCCUUUUUGCCUCCCUAAAAUGUUGAUGUUUUAAAAAUAUGAUAAAUAUUACAAAUUGCAUAAUAUACAUAUAGAUCUAAU